AUGGACACUUCAGGCAAAACAAUCACCUGCCGGGCAGCCAUUGCCUGGGAGCUAAAUACUCCUCUUUCAAUUGAAGAAGUACAACUUGAGCCACCAAAGACUGGGGAAGUUCGCAUUAAGAUGAUAUCUACAGGGAUCUGCGGGUCUGAUGAUCACGUCUUGAAAGGAGACCUCCCAGUGAACUUCCCUUUAAUCCCAGGCCACGAAGGAGCUGGCAUUGUGGAGAGUAUUGGUAAUGGAGUGAGAUCUGUGAAACCAGGCGAUAAAGUCCUUACACUCAUUAUUCCACAGUGUAAAGAAUGCAGUUCCUGCUUGUACCCCAAGGGAAACUUCUGUGAGAAGCAAGAUGUUCUACCAUCUUCUGGAUUAAUGCUGGACGGGACCAGCAGAUUUACCUGCAAAGGACAAAAGAUUUAUCACUCCACGAGCACAUUCACUGAAUAUACUGUCGUACCUGAGAUUGCAGUGGCAAAAAUCGAUGAUGCAGCUCCUAUGGAUAAAAGCUGUGUCCUAAGCUGUGGGGUGCCUACAGGCUAUGGGGCCGCUGUUCAUUCAGCCAAGGUCGCCUGUGGAUCUACCUGUGUGGUUUUUGGACUUGGAGGAGUUGGUUCAGCCGUUGUCAUGGGCUGCAAAGCCUCUGGUGCUUCUAGGAUCAUUGGGGUUGACAUCAAUGAGGAGAAGUUUCCCCGAGCAAAAGCUUUAGGUGUCACCGAUUGUCUCAACCCUCGGAAUCUCAAGAAGCCCGUCCAGCAGGUGGUGGUGGAUAUGACAGGCGGUGGUGUUGACUUUGCCUUUGAAGCCAUUGGACUCACUGAUACCAUGAUUGCUGCUUGGGACUCCUGCCAACCAAGCCAUGGUGCCUGUCUGAUCAUUGGGUUGGCUCCAGCAAAUUCACAGCUUUGCCUCAAGCCAACAAUGAUCGUCUCGGGAAAGACAAUGAAGGGCGUUUGUUUAGGAGAUUAUAAAACCAGAGAUUGUAUCCCUCAACUAGUGACUGAUUACCUGCAAAAUAAGAUUAAUAUAGAUCCAUUAAUAACCCAUCAACUGCCUUUUGCCCAACUCCACAAAGCCCUUGAGUUGUACCAUGCUGGAAAAACCAUCCGCUGUGUUCUGCUGUUCUGA
Messenger RNA from Tupaia belangeri chinensis (Chinese tree shrew), 1122 nucleotides. RefSeq names its product alcohol dehydrogenase 1-like. Gene Ontology annotation, biological process: retinol metabolic process; retinoic acid metabolic process. The record is from RefSeq and is a predicted model, not a curated record. Gene Ontology annotation, cellular component: cytosol. Gene Ontology annotation, molecular function: zinc ion binding; all-trans-retinol dehydrogenase (NAD+) activity. Lineage: Eukaryota; Metazoa; Chordata; Mammalia; Scandentia; Tupaiidae.